Molecule: messenger RNA, 345 nt
Organism: Staurois parvus
Lineage: Eukaryota; Metazoa; Chordata; Amphibia; Anura; Ranidae
Source: the annotation of a GenBank genome assembly
GUAUCUUCAGUGGAAGAAUACUAUGGCAGUAUAACUGUCCUGUCCUCUAUCAGUGGCCUGAUCACCCUCCUUCCUGAUGGAUCCAUCAAAGGCUUAAAUGGAACUUUUUCACACUUUCUGUUUGGAUAUGAUCGAACACAGCUCCUGGGGAAGAAUAUUACAUUUCUGAUUCCUGGAUUUUACCACUACAUAAAAAGUGCGGAAGAAGAGCCAGCCCUGUUGACACCACCUCAGGAUCUACGUGCUCCAGCCAGAUCAUGUGAGGUUCUCUACUCUAGUGUGCCUGCUGCAGAGACAUCUGUACAGAGAUGCAAAUCUGAUGAUCCUUUGGAAGGAGUUCAGCAU